Centropristis striata (black sea bass) is the source of this 934-nucleotide messenger RNA. RefSeq names its product E3 ubiquitin ligase TRAF3IP2-like. Gene Ontology annotation, biological process: humoral immune response; positive regulation of canonical NF-kappaB signal transduction. The transcript is spliced from 5 exons. The record is from RefSeq and is a predicted model, not a curated record. NCBI's taxonomy places the organism in Eukaryota, Metazoa, Chordata, Actinopteri, Perciformes, Serranidae. The coding region runs from base 239 to 628 and encodes 129 amino acids.
AUCAGUAUCGUCUCAACAAAAAUGUUUGACUGAAAUUCAUAUUCAGUUUGGAUAUUAUGUCUGCAGAGCUCUUUUACUACCACUAAAUGAUUAAUUUGUAUUUUCUGAUCUUUUCUCAGGAAAUGUUUUCAUAACUUAUUCUUCAGACGUUUCCUCAGAGAUUCUUCCCUUCGUAGACUUCCUGACAAAGCAAGGCUUCAGACCAGCUAUUGACAUAUUUGACAGCCCCAUCAGACGGAUGGACAUCAACAAGUGGCAGGACCAAUACCUGAAAGAUCCAUCAACUCUGAUUAUUAUCGCCAUCAGUCCAAAGUAUAAGAUGGACAUUGAAGGAUCCGUAGUGGACAGUCAUGGUCUCCACACUAAAUAUAUCCACACUAUGAUGCAGACUGAAUUCAUCCAACAAGGCAGCUUGAAUUUCAGAUUCAUCCCACUUCUCUUCCUCAAUGCAUCGCAGAAGCUGGUUCCCUGUUGGCUCCAGAACACUCGUGCGUACCGCUGGCCUCAGGACACCGAGGACCUGCUGCUGCGUCUGCUGAGGGAGGAGAGAUACGUUCCUCCUCCGGUUCCUCUGGAGCUCACGCUCAUCAUCAGACCGGUCACCUGCAGCGCUGCUCCCUCCCUCUAGAGGAGGAAACACAGAGUUAAUGCAUGUUAGUUCAGGAUCUGAGGAGUAUUGUGCAGUUUGUACAUUUAACAUCUCAAAGUUAAGUGAAUAACGUCUCAUGUUGUAUAUAAUGUACAGUCGUUUCAAUAAAGUUUUUUUUUCCUGUGUACAUAAACACAACACACCCACCACUUUAGAUAGACUGUAGACUAUUCAGACUGAAAUAUCCCAACAACUACUGAAUAAAUUCCAAUUACAUAUCAAACAUUCCUUCAAUAUACCAGAAGAUGAAUCCCAAUAAUUUUGGGUGAUUCUCUGACUUUUCCU